Messenger RNA from Exophiala dermatitidis NIH/UT8656, 804 nucleotides. RefSeq lists its product as uncharacterized. The coding region runs from base 1 to 804 and encodes 267 amino acids. Gene Ontology annotation, biological process: poly(A)+ mRNA export from nucleus. Gene Ontology annotation, cellular component: nucleus. The transcript is spliced from 2 exons. NCBI's taxonomy places the organism in Eukaryota, Fungi, Ascomycota, Eurotiomycetes, Chaetothyriales, Herpotrichiellaceae. The record is from RefSeq and is a predicted model, not a curated record.
AUGGUGGACUAUGCAAAGAAAACAGUGGUCGAGCUGCAAGAGAUUCUGAAGGCGCGCAAUCUACCACAUACCGGAAAGAAAGCAGAGCUAGUUGCGCGUCUCACCGAAGCCGAUCAGGAAGCAGAAGUUAAUGAAGAAACGAAGGCCCCUCCUGCUGAGUCCACAAGCGCGCCGCCUGAGCAACAACCCGAGCCAGCGGCACCGGAGGUCAGCGAAACAGCCGCAGCAACAGCAACAACAACAACAGAACCCGACUCGGCAGCCCCUCAAGAGGAGGCGACGCAGACAGCCUCAGCAGAUGCUGAUAAUGCGGCGAAGUCCGCCUCCUACGCUCUCAAUCUUCCCCAGUCAGAAGUGGACGCUGAGAUGGCAAAACGCAAGGCACGCGCCGAACGCUUCGGCACCGCCGCAAGCGCUGCGAACGGAGAUGUAGGAGCGGCAGGCACUGAAAGCGCGGACGCAGAAGCCCUGAAGGCAUUGGAGCGGGCAAAGCGCUUCGGUACAGGACAGACAGCAAUGGGAAAACUGGACGAAGCUUUGCCCACCGAACCCGAACGCCGUGCUAGAAAGCGGAAUAGGACCGAUGACAACAGCACCCUGGACGACCCGGCUCUCAUCAGAAGCUUCAGUGGACGUGGUAGAGGGAGAGGUGGCAGAUUCCACGGAAGAGGAGGCCGAGACAACUCCCGGAGAAGAGCUGGUGAGAAGCCAGCCGGUGUCACCAAGCAGACUGGCACCUUUACUUCUGAAGCGGAUCGUCUGGCUGCAGAGGCCAGGAAGAAGAGAUUCGCUUCGGCCACAUGA